This is a messenger RNA of Penicillium chermesinum, 795 nucleotides long. RefSeq names its product nitroreductase family protein. Gene Ontology annotation, biological process: cellular response to oxidative stress. The record is from RefSeq and is a predicted model, not a curated record. NCBI's taxonomy places the organism in Eukaryota, Fungi, Ascomycota, Eurotiomycetes, Eurotiales, Aspergillaceae. The transcript has 2 exons. The coding region runs from base 1 to 795 and encodes 264 amino acids.
AUGGCAUCCCGCGUCCUUCAUCCUUCAGCCAAAUUCAAUUCCCUCUGCCGUCUCGGAUCUACUCCCAGGUCGCCAGUAAGCCCUAUCUCGCGCAUAAUUACCCCUCCUUCAUCCACUCGAACAUUCUCAUUCUCUUUGCAACGCCCCUUUCAAUCUACCAAGUACGUCAUGUCCACCGACGCCCUCAUCCAGGCCGCUCAGAACAGGCACUCCAUCUACAAGCUGGGCAAGAACAGCCCCGUCCCCGAUGCAAAGAUCGAGGAGCUUGUCAAUGCCGCCAUUUUGAACGUCCCCAGCUCUUUUAACACCCAGUCCACUCGCCUGGUUAUCCUUCUGCACGACCAGCACGACCGUCUGUGGGAUAUCGCCGCGGAAGCCUUCCGCGAGCGCGUGGCUGCUGGCUCUCUCGCCGAAGAGGUUUGGAAGAACCAGACCGAGCCCAAGCUGCAGGGGUUCAAAAAUGCCUAUGGCACUAUUCUCUUCUACGAAGACCCUGCACACAUCAAGCCUUUCCAGGAAAAGUUCCCGGCCUACAAGGACCAUUUCGAGCCCUGGGCUGUCCAGUCCAAUGCGAUGCACCAGUACUUCCUUUGGACUGCUCUCGAGACCCUCGGGUUUGGCGCCAACCUGCAGCACUACAAUCCUCUUAUCGAUGCCCCGGUGGCCAAAGAAUGGAGCCUGCCCACUGAAUGGCGGCUGGUUGCGCAGCUGGUCUUCGGUAGCCCCGAGGCUGAGGGUGCAGAGAAGCCUAAGAAGCCCGUCGAGGAGCGCGUCAAGUUCUACGGUAAACAGUAG